CCGGCUUCGACUACAAAUUCCUGGAGAAGCCCAAGCGACGGCUGCUCUGCCCACUGUGCGGGAAGCCCAUGCGCGAGCCUGUGCAGGUAUCCACCUGCGGCCACCGCUUCUGCGACACCUGCCUGCAGGAGUUCCUCAGAUGGGGAAACGAGAUUCAAAGAAAGGCUGCGACUUGCCCAGGGUCACAGAGUUUCUUAAAGGCUUAACCGGGAUUUAAGCUCGGGCUGCUGUGAGCACACAAUGGAGGAAGGACUGAAUCCUGCCCCGAACCCGGACCCCUCUAGGCGGUUCCCUUCUCUUCCCGGGGUUGGAGUAGGGCGGGUGGGCCAUAAGUCGUGAAGGAGGGGGUCGCACUCGUUGUUACUGAACUCCCGCUGCCCUCUCAGGUCAGCCCUUGGCUCUUGGGCAUCCAUCAAGUUUCUGGGCGCCCUGUGGUGUCUAGAAUCUCCUGGCUAUGAACCUUUCAGGCCCGGGUGUGGAAGGCAGGGUGAAGGAGCCCGGACACCUGCGGAGGUCAUGUCCCAGAGCGCCAGGGGAGGCUGGGUCGGCCACUGCCUGGCUGUUUGCGGAGCAGAGGGGACCGAGGGCACGGCAGGGAGAGCACCUCUGGGGCUCCUGCCUUCAGUGCUCCCUCCCUCCAAGCCUUCCUCCCUCGCGUGGUCCUCCGCAGCUCCUACUGGCGGAAAUCUCUGCAGGCCCUUUGUUUUCUGUUCCCCACAGCCGGGGCCGGCUCCUGCCCUCACAGAUGCUCCCGCACAAGCUUCACGACUGCCCCCUCCUCCCUGGCCUCCCCCUCCCCCUGGCAGUGUACACAUUUACACUCCUACAGACACAGUCCCAUUGUCUCCGCCUUGGCUCUUCCCCGGCCCUCUGGGUUCCAGAUGAGGCCAGCUAAGCCCCCUUCCGCCCCCCCCCAACAGCUGACCCAUCCUGACUACCUCGGGGAAGGAGCAGGGGAGGGGGCUGGCAGGCCCGAUUCCUUCUACCACUUUCUUGGCCCCUCUCUGCCCCUCCCCCUCCCGGAAAUCCCCUCUUCCUCUCCCACUGCCCUCCCCCCAUCCUGUCUUCUUCCCUGGGCCUGGGCCUCCACUGCACAUCCUGGAGCAGCCUCUGCCCUGCCUCUCCCCCCAUCCCCCAGCGCCUGAGCUGUGUUGCUGAGGCUUCUGAAGGGGAGAGGUGGUUGGGCGGGCACUACUCCUCACCCUCAACCGUCACGGAACAAGCACGAGUGAGGGUGUCCACAGCCCUGGCUGGGCCCCAAGCUGCAGGCUAGGCUUCUGUCUGAAGCCUAGGGACUUGCUUCCAUCCUCUCCCUGUCUCCAAAACCACUAAGUCAGCACAUUCUUGAAGCAGCCAAGUGGACCCCUCUACCCCUGGGCCCACCCCUCUUUCCCCACUCCUGCCUGAGCUGUUAGGUUGGCCCAGGAAUGCUGGUUGCCCUGUGGGCAGACACACCCCUUCACUGCCUGCGCUGCUUGUAUUGUCCUUGGCAUUGAUAGUGGGGUCAGUGGUAGUGGGGUCAAGGGGAGGAGGUGGGUGCUAGAAAUCCUUGGGGCAGUAGGGGCCUGGACUGCCCAGACCCUGGAGAGUGCCUCUAGAACUGGGCUGCCUUUUGGGCUCUGCUUCCGCCUUGCUCCCUGCCUGCCUCCCACCUACCUGACUCAGACCUGCCAGGAAUGCCCUGCCCCAGGGCCUUCAGUCCUGCUGGGUGAGCUCUUGCUCUGCCUCAGCCCUGCCAGGCAUGUGUGACUGGUUGUGGCUGGGGUCAGCGAGGGCGUGUUGACAGAAAGAAGCAUGCCAACAGGCUCCUUGGGUGCUGACAGCCAGGUAGGAAUCUGCAGGAAAAGGCGGACAGCUUGCAGAAGGGGAGCGUCACCAGGCUUCAGAAGCCCACUGAGCAGUGCCCAGUCUUAGCUGUGCUUGCCUGGACAUUUUCGCUUGCCAGCUUCUCUUCCUCUGUGUGUGGUUUAGUAGAGCCUGUUUGAGCUGUGGAGUCAGACACACAUAGCCAGGUGCUGCUUCACUUGUAAGCUGUUCCAUCUGUAAAAUGGGGGCAUUCCACCCUUUCUCAGAGGCAGGUGGCAAGGGCCGGGGAGGAGUAUAAACAAGUGCCAGGGAGCAUGCCUUUCCUCCCCUUUCCCAUGGGAGACACACCCUUAAAGGAGGAGGGCUGGGUGAGGUGGCCGCAAGCUGACCUUUGCCCUGGUUCUUGGCAGGGGACCUUCCUGGGGACUGGGCAGCCAUGGAAGGCCCUUAAUCUCUGCCCAUCCCUGUUCCCCCUCCCAAUCAGCUUUCAGCCCAGCCAAUGAAAACUAACCUGGGGGGAGGGGGUGGACUGUGCAACCUGUUCCUUUCCCAGUUCAGCUGCCUUCCUGGGGGAGGGGGUGCCAGCUGCCACCUGUUGGCCAAGUCCUGACUGAGGCAGCUUGUGCCUCCACUAGGCCGAGACCCCCCUUCCCAGGAGACCCCCCUUCCCAGGACACGGGCUAGGGUAUCUUCUGGGAUCCUGGGGAAGUGGAGCCCCUAGGGCCUUUGCUUGCCCUUUUGUCUCACCUGGGCUGGCUGGGAACCGGUCUGGUGAGGGAAGGAGGCUGCUCUGGUGGAGGGGGUGGAGCCAGGCCUUCCUUUCCCCUAAUGAGAAGCCUUGACCCUGCCCCUCCCCGCUUUCAGUGAAGGAGUCUUCAAGUGCCCUGAGGACCAGCUUCCUCUGGACUAUGCCAAGUUCCCCCUAUCCCCACCCCCAGAUCUACCCAGACCCGGAGCUGGAAGUACAAGUAUUGGGCCUGCCUAUCCGCUGCAUCCACAGUGAGGAGGGCUGCCGCUGGAGUGGGCCACUACGUCAUCUACAGGGCCACCUGAAUACCUGCAGCUUCAAUGUAGUUCCCUGCCCUAAUCGCUGCCCCAUGAAGCUGAGCCGCCGUGAUCUACCUGCACACUUACAGCACGACUGCCCCAAGCGGCGCCUCAAGUGCGAGUUUUGUGGCUGUGACUUCAGUGGGGAGGCGUAUGAGAGUCACGAGGGUAUGUGCCCCCAAGAGAGUGUCUACUGUGAGAAUAAGUGUGGUGCCCGCAUGAUGCGGCGGCUGCUGGCUCAGCAUGCCACCUCGGAGUGCCCCAAGCGCACUCAGCCUUGCACCUACUGCACUAAGGAGUUCGUCUUUGACACCAUCCAGAGCCACCAGUACCAGUGCCCAAGGCUGCCUGUUCCCUGCCCCAACCAGUGUGGUGUGGGCACUGUGGCUCGGGAGGACCUGCCAGGCCAUCUGAAGGACAGCUGUAGUACCGCCCUGGUGCUAUGCCCAUUCAAAGACUCCGGCUGCAAGCACAGGUGCCCUAAGCUCGCAAUGGCACGGCAUGUGGAGGAGAGUGUGAAGCCACAUCUGGCCAUGAUGUGUGCCCUGGUGAGCCGGCAACGCCAGGAGCUGCAGGAGCUUCGGCGAGAGCUGGAGGAGCUAUCAGUGGGCAGUGAUGGCGUGCUCAUCUGGAAGAUUGGCAGCUACGGGCGACGGCUGCAGGAGGCCAAGGCCAAGCCCAACCUUGAAUGCUUCAGCCCAGCCUUCUACACACAUAAGUAUGGUUACAAGCUGCAGGUGUCUGCAUUCCUCAAUGGCAAUGGCAGUGGCGAGGGCACACACCUCUCACUGUACAUUCGAGUGCUGCCUGGCGCCUUUGACAAUCUCCUUGAGUGGCCCUUUGCCCGCCGUGUCACCUUCUCCCUGCUGGAUCAGAGCGACCCUGGGCUGGCUAAACCACAGCACGUCACUGAGACCUUCCACCCUGACCCAAACUGGAAGAAUUUCCAGAAGCCAGGCACUUGGCGGGGCUCCCUGGAUGAGAGUUCUCUGGGCUUUGGUUAUCCCAAGUUCAUCUCCCAUCAGGACAUCCGAAAGCGAAACUAUGUGCGGGAUGAUGCAGUCUUCAUCCGUGCCGCUGUUGAACUGCCCCGGAAGAUCCUCAGCUGAGUGCAGGCGGGGCUCAAGGGGAAAGGAGAAUGGGGCAGACCUGAGUCAGGCACUGCUAAACUUGGAGAGGGGGCCGGACCCCCGUCCGCGGCUUCUGCAUAGGUUCUGUUAUCCCAUUCUUCCUCCCUGAACCACCACCCUCAGGUGCCUCCAAUUGGUGCUUCAGCCCUGGCCCCUGUGGGGAACAGGUCUUGGGGUCAUCAAGGGCUGGAAACAAGUGACCCCAGGGCCUGUCUCUCUUCUUGGGCAGGGCAGACAUGCCUUGGUGCUGGGUCACACUCUACCAGAACUGAGGUGCCUGCUCAGGUGCUAUGUCCCAAGAGCCAUAGGGGGGUGGGAGUUGGGGAUGGAGGAAGGGUACUUCAGUCUGUCUUGAGAUCUGAUUUUUUUUUCCCCUUUCCCUAGCUGUGUACCCUCUGGUUAUUUAUUUCCUUAGUGCCAGGAGGGCGCAGCAGGGGAGCCCUGAUUUUUAAUAAAUCCAGAAUUGUAUUUAUUAA
Callithrix jacchus (white-tufted-ear marmoset) is the source of this 4459-nucleotide messenger RNA. Lineage: Eukaryota; Metazoa; Chordata; Mammalia; Primates; Cebidae. The record is from RefSeq and is a predicted model, not a curated record.